This is a messenger RNA of Fragaria vesca subsp. vesca, 1498 nucleotides long. RefSeq lists its product as uncharacterized. Bases 210 to 1310 code for a protein of 366 amino acids. Gene Ontology annotation, molecular function: phosphoprotein phosphatase activity. Lineage: Eukaryota; Viridiplantae; Streptophyta; Magnoliopsida; Rosales; Rosaceae. The transcript is spliced from 7 exons. The record is from RefSeq and is a predicted model, not a curated record.
CCUCUCUUUCUCGCUAACUCAAAGAAAGGUCACAAACGUUUGCUUCUGCUUCCUUCGUUCUCAGCGAAGCUGGAGUUUCUCAAAGGCGAUUAGGAAGAGGGAAUGAUAAAGGAUGCUCUAAACGAUUUGGAAACUGACACAGUUAGGCAGAUAGUAGAAAACGAUCGGUCAAAGAAGCUUAUAGAUUAUAUUUGAUCAGUCGAUUAUAUAUGAUCCGGCACAGUACCUUCUCCAUGACCAAGGGUGAACUCCAAGUUAACCUCUUGGCAAAUUCAGCACCCCGGCCUUCCUUUGUUAAAUUUCCAGAGACAGGAAUGGACUCUACCAAAAAUAUCCAAGAAUCCAGUCAAGUGUUGAAAAAGAGAACAAGAAGGAGACAGAGGAGGAAACCAAAUCUAAUGCAAAAUACUGGCGUAGUUCAUAAUUUGCCUCAGGAAUAUGGGCACGGCGAUACUAAAUAUGUGAAUAGAUUGUCAACUUUAAGUUUAUCAGAUGAAAGAGGUGGCGAUGUAUUAGUUAUUUCAUCUGGAGGGGUUAAAACUAUUAGUGGAGAGGACAUCAGCUCAGGAAUUUUGCAUGGUUCAAUUGUGAAAGAACCGUUUAGGUAUACAGGGAAAAAGCUUCUUAUUCUUGACAUUAAUGGACUUAUUGCGGAUAUAGUCUCCCCUCCUCCAAAGGGAUUCGCAUCUGACAUAAGGAUUGCAGGACGGGCAAUUUUCAAGAGGCCAUACUAUCUUGAUUUUCUUAAGUUCUGCUUUGAGCGUUUCGAAGUGGGUGUGUGGUCUUCAAGAUCCAAGAAAAUUGUGGAGAGAGUGGUUGAUUAUCUAAUGGGUGAUCUAAAGCACAAUUUGUUGUUCUGCUGGGAUCUAUCCCACUGCACUACAACAGGGUUCAGAACUCUCGAAAACAAGCAUAAGACCUUGGUUUUUAAGGAUCUGAGAAAAAUUUGGGAAAAAAACGACUCUAGUCUUCCAUGGGAGAAGGGCAUAUAUAAUGAAUCUAAUACGUUAUUGUUGGAUGAUUCUCCGUACAAAGCCCUGCUUAAUCCUGCACAUACCGGAGUCUUUCCUUAUCCAUACACGUUUCAUGGAGGGUGCGACAAUGCGUUAGGUCCUGGAGGUCGUCUUCGGACCUAUUUGGAAAAGUUGGCCACGGCUGAAAAUCUACAAGAGUAUGUAGACCGACAUCCGUUCGGUCAAAGACCUAUUACUGAAAGAAGUGCAUCUUGGGACUUUUACCUCAGGGUUCUCAAUACAGUAUGUGCUUUAGAAACCAAACGUAUAACCUGGCAUUCUACUUGUAAGCAUUAGGAAUGCAUUUUGCAUCUGUUGUAUUUUUGUACUACUAUCCUUUGCAUCUUGGGUGGAGCUUUCUCCAAUCCCAUGCAAGGAGCAUUCUUCAAAGCUUUUUACCAAUACAAGUGGAGCUGGUGAUUGACCAAAAGCAGCCACAGGUCAUAGAAAAACUUGACUGCUUCAAACAUUCCGGUUGAAGUGUU